UCCCAAUUUCCUAUAUCCUGAAUAGUGUCUUUGUGAAAAUGCUCUACUCAGUUGUGGCAGUCUGAGAGGUGCAUUGGUCUCGGCUGCACUGGCUGGUGGAGAGAGCACACACACCUGGGCUGCGUUAACUAAUCAGCCCAGGUGCUUAAAGGUGUGCUGCUCUCCACAGUUCGGCACCGAGACUGGGAGCUAACACCGAGAUGAUUUUCGUUUUGUAUUAUUUUGCGCACGAAAGAGAACGGAAGGAAUCCUCAGCUGGGAUUCUGGAGGAGCUGGACCUGGCCAGGAAGGCGGGUCAGCUACAGAGUGGGCGAACUGAGAAGUGGCUGCUCUGUUUUACUUUCUUUUGUCUUUGUUAUUUUAGCUUGUUUGUUUUAGUUUAUUGUUUUCGUCUGGAACCCGUGAGGUGGAAUGAUGAAGUGGUCCGUUUAUUUUAUUUAAUGUUUGUGGGUGCGCGCUCUCUCUCCAUAAACACAUUUACCACAAUGAAUAAAAAUAAUUAAUAAAAAAAAUAGAAUUCCUGGCCUUGCUGAUGGCUGCACUCUGGUUAAAACUAAAGCAAACAUUCGCAAGCUGGAUCAGGAAUAAUUACACUUCCAUUUGCUAGACGCUAGAUAAACUAGCUUCCUGGCUCCUGUGAAUGCUGCAGGAGACAGCCACGGAGACAGUUAAUCAGCCCAGUGCUAGCCAGGAACUGUGAUUGGGGUGGCUAGCGGCAUUAGCCCCACAAGUUGGCUAGCUGGCGAGCCAUAUGUUCUUAAUCGCAGGUGUGCUUAACAAGCUAGCGUUAGCUAAUUAGCAUGCUAUGUGGCUAAUGGCACAAUCACCGGCUGAAAAAUGAAUAGAAAGUUAGGCGAACUUUUGCAGGCUGGAUCAAAACAAUCACGCUUGAAAGUUGGUAGUUGCCUGUUAAACCCAAUGCCGUAUUUGGAAAUGCACAGAAAUUGUCUUGUGUGCAGCUGUUUUUUUCGUCCUGACAAAAGUUCCUAACUCCAAAAGCCUGACCUCACAAAACAUGUCAACAUGCCGAAACUUGAACUCCAUGACUUUAUAGACUGAGAGCUGUGAACAGCAACACAGUUGUGCAGUGAGUGAGGCUGUGUGUUUCACGAGCUGCUGAAAGUCUGCACUUUCUCCACACUCCCUGAUCUGCUCAGCCUGGUCUCAGUCUAACACCACACCUCCUGCAGCUGUGUGCAGAACCAGGAAGUCACUCCCACUCUCUGUCACGCAGUUUCAGAGAAACGAAACUUAACUCUGGCUCUGUCAGUGUGAGCAGUAAAAUAACAGAUACCAUUAUACAGUUGAGUCUGCUCCGAACUAGGAAAUAUCUCCUGCUCUUUCUCACACAGAUUCAUAAAGACUUUACUGCAUUCUGAACUAAAACUAAUCUGCGUUUUUUGCAGUAAAAUGGCACAGGCUGCAGGUCUUCUGGAUCAGGACCAUUUGAGCUGUGCGAUCUGUCUGGAUCUACUGAAGGAUCCGGUGACUAUUCCCUGUGGACACAGUUACUGUACGGGCUGUAUUAAGGGCUGCUGGGAUCAGGAUGAUCAUACUGGUGUCUACAGCUGUCCCCAGUGCAGACAGACAUUCACCCCAAGACCUGAUUUAAGAAAAAACACCAUGCUGGCUGAAGUGGUGGAGAAACUGAAGAAGACAGGACUCCAAGCUGCUCCUCCUGCUCACUGUUACGCUGGACCUGGAGAUGUGGCGUGUGAUGUCUGCACUGGGAGAAAGCGCAAAGCUGUCAAGUCCUGCCUGGUGUGUCUGGCCUCUUACUGUAAAAGUCACCUCCAGCCUCACUAUGAAUCUCCUCCUCUUAAGAAGCACAGACUGGUCAAAGCCACUGGAAACCUGCAGGAGAAGAUCUGCUCUCAUCAUGACAAACUGCUGGAGGUUUACUGUCGUACUGAUCAGCAGUGUGUCUGUCUGCUGUGUGUGAUGGAUGAACACAGAGGCCAUGAUACAGUCUCAGCUGCAGCAGAAAGGACUGAGAAACAGAAGGAGGUGGAGGAAAGACAGAGUAAAUUGCAACAGAGAAUCCAGGAGAGAGAGAAGGAGCUGCAGGACCUGAGACAGGCUGUGCAGUCACUCAAGCGCUCUGCACAGUCAGCAGUGGAGGACAGCGAGAGGAUCUUUACUGAGCUGAUCUGCUCCAUUGAGAGAAGACGCUCUGAGGUGAAAGAGCUGAUCAGAGAUCAGGAGAAGGCUGAAGUGAGUCGGACUGAAAGACUCCUGGAGCAACUGGAGCAGGAGAUUGCUGAGCUGAGGAGGAGAGAUGCUGAGCUGGAGCAGUUUUCACACACAAAGGAUCACAUCCACCUUCUCCAGAACUUUCAGUCUGUCUGUGUCCCUCCUGGACCUGAAGACUUUCUCAGCAUCACUGUCAGCCCACACAGCUCUUUUGAAGCUGUGAGGAAAUCGGUCUCUGAACUGAAUAAGCAGCUGGAGGACGUCUUCAAGGUGGAACUGGUCAAAAUAUCUAAAUCAGUGAAAGAAGUCUAUACUGUAGAGCCCAGCACCAGAGAGGAUUUCUUACAGUCGUCUGGCUCCUCUACUGCGGGGUUCUCAGUCGGCUCAGCCGCCCCGCCCCCCCUGUUCGGCUCGACUGCCGCAUCCUCCCCGUUCAGCCAGCAGGCCAAGGCCACACCCGCAUUCGGCUCGACUGCCGCAUCCUCCCCGUUCAGCCAGCGGGCCAUGGCCAGACCCGCAUUCGGCUCGACUGCCGCAUCCUCCCCGUUCAGCCAGCAGGCCAAGGCCACACCCGCAUUUGGCUCGACUGCCGCAUCCUCCCCGUUCAGCCAGCGGGCCAUGGCCAGACCCGCAUUCGGCUCGACUGCCGCAUCCUCCCCGUUCAGCCAGCAGGCCAAGGCCACACCCGCAUUCGGCUCGACUGCCGCAUCCUCCCCGUUCAGCCAGCAGGCCAAGGCCACACCCGCAUUCGGCUCGACUGCCGCAUCCUCCCCGUUCAGCCAGCAGGCCAAGGCCACACCCGCAUUCGGCUCGACUGCCGCAUCCUCCCCGUUCAGCCAGCAGGCCAAGGCCACACCCGCAUUCGGCUCGACUGCCGAAUACUCCCCGUUCAGCCAGCAGGCCAAGGCCACACCCGCAUUCGGCUCGACUGCCGCAUCCUCCCCGUUCAGCCAGCAGGCCAAGGCCACACCCGCAUUCGGCUCGACUGCCGCAUCCUCCCCGUUCAGCCAGCAGGCCAAGGCCACACCCGCAUUCGGCUCGACUGCCGCAUCCUCCCCGUUCAGCCAGCAGGCCAAGGCCACACCCGCAUUCGGCUCGACUGCCGCAUCCUCCCCGUUCAGCCAGCAGGCCAAGGCCACACCCGCAUUCGGCUCGACUGCCGAAUACUCCCGUUCAGCCAGCAGGCCAAGCCAGCAGGCCAAGGCCACACCCGCAUUCGGCUCGACUGCCGCAUCCUCCCCGUUCAGCCAGCAGGCCAAGGCCACACCCGCAUUCGGCUCGACUGCCGCAUCCUCCCCGUUCAGCCAGCAGGCCAAGGCCACACCCGCAUUCGGCUCGACUGCCGAAUACUCCCCGUUCAGCCAGCAGGCCAAGGCCACACCCGCGUUCAGCUCGACUGCCGCAUCCUUAUCCUCUGAUUCAGAUGACGACUGA
Molecule: messenger RNA, 3627 nt
Organism: Anguilla rostrata (American eel)
Lineage: Eukaryota; Metazoa; Chordata; Actinopteri; Anguilliformes; Anguillidae
Product: E3 ubiquitin/ISG15 ligase TRIM25-like
Exons: 7
Coding region: 1411-3627 (738 amino acids)
Molecular function (GO): zinc ion binding
Source: RefSeq, a predicted model, not a curated record